Molecule: messenger RNA, 2870 nt
Organism: Zingiber officinale
Lineage: Eukaryota; Viridiplantae; Streptophyta; Magnoliopsida; Zingiberales; Zingiberaceae
Product: pentatricopeptide repeat-containing protein At5g02860-like
Exons: 1
Coding region: 25-2514 (829 amino acids)
Molecular function (GO): protein binding
Source: RefSeq, a predicted model, not a curated record
UUCUAUUCCAUUCCAUUCCACUCCAUGGCGGAUAAGCUAUCCCUCUCCGUCCCCGUCCCACUCCGACUGCCCGCCCCUCCGCCUUCCAACCCUAAACCACUCUUCCCCUCUUCCCUUCCUCCUCCCCCGACUUCCCCCCUCACUCCUCUUCUCCAUCAACACCUCCUCCAUCCCCAAACCCCAAACCCUAACCCCAACCCCUCUACUGCCCUCCGCCACCCUCGCCUCGCCUCCUCCCGCAAACCUCGCCUCGGCAAGUCCCACGAUCCCAACCGCGGCCUCCCGUGGUCCGUACACCCGAACUCCUCUCAACGCACCCACCGCAUCCUCCACUCCCUCCUCCACUCGCCCUCCCACCCGCUCCCCGACCUCGAUGACCUCCUUCGCCCCCUCUCCCCCUCCCUUGAUCCAGACUCCCCUCUCCAUCCCUUCCUCACUGAUCUCCUCGCCCUCAUUGAGGGCCUCGAUUUCCAUCGCCACACCGACACUGCCCUCGCUGUCUUUGACUGGGCUCGCCGUAAGCUCGGUGACCGCCGCCUCUUCUCCUUUUCUUUGUCUGGGAGUACUGGUAGCCCCCUGUUCCCUGUCGUCAUCUCCAUCCUUGGGCGCCAGAACCGCCUCGAUGAUGCCGCCGCCCUUCUCCAGAGCCUCCGGGAACACGGCUCCUCAUCCGACGUCUUCACCUUCACCUCGCUGAUCACUGCCUAUGCCCGCAAGGCAAGGUACCGCGAAGCGCUCGCUGUUUACACCUACAUGCAGGCCGAUGGCUGCAAGCCCACCAUCGUCACCUACAACGUCGUCCUCAACGUGUACAGCAACCUGUUCGUGCCGUGGUCCAAGGUCACUGCGUUAGUAGAUGCCAUGAUAGACGAUGGGAUUUCGCCAGAUAGGUACACCUAUAACACUCUCAUCAGCUGCUGCCGUCGUGGGUCUCUAUACGAGGAGGCAACCGAGAUUGUUAGAGAGAUGAAAGCCAGAGGCGUGGCUCCAGAUAAUGUCACCUACAACGCUCUCCUUGACGUCUAUGGGAAGUCACGGAAACAUUCAGAGGCAUUGGGUGUGCUUCAGGAGAUGGAAGCGAAUGGAUUCUGCCCCAGCAUCGUUACCUAUAACUCUCUGAUCUCUUCAUUCGCAAAAGAUGGAAUCUUGGACAAAGCAAUGGAUCUCAAGGAGAAGAUGGAAGCUAAAGGGAUAAAACCUGAUGUUUUCACCUACACAACUUUAAUUUCUGGGUUUGAGAAAGCCGGUAAGGAUGAGCUUGCGUUAAGGAUGUUCGAAGAAAUGGAGAGCAAGGGCUGCAAGCCAAACUUGUGCACCUUCAAUGCUCUAAUAAAGAUGCAUGGUAAUCGAGGGAGAUUCACGGAGAUGAUGAGGGUCUUUGAGGAGAUGAGAUCCAGCAUGCUUAAGCCAGAUAUUGUAACUUGGAACUCACUGAUGGCAGUCUUUGGACAAAAUGGCAUGGACUCUGAGGUCUCUGGAAUUUUCAAGGAGAUGAAAAAAGCAGGUUUUGUCCCUGAGAGGGACACAUACAACACCUUGAUCAGUGCUUACAGUCGCUGUGGCUCAUUUGACCAAGCUAUAGAGAUCUAUAAAAGGAUGGUUGCAGCUGGGAUUGGACCUGAUCUUUCAACUUACAAUGCUAUACUAGCUGCACUUGCUCGAGGAGGGCUUUGGGAACAAGCAGAAAAGAUGCUUGCAGAGAUGAAGGAUGGGCGUUGCAAGCCUAAUGAACUCACAUAUUGUUCAUUGCUCCAUGCUUAUGCCAAUGGGAAAGCAAUAAAUCGAAUGCGUGCUUUAUCAGAAGACAUAUAUUCAAGGAAGAUUAUUCUGCCAGAUAACAUACUCUUAAAAACACUGGUUUUGGUAAACAGCAAGAGUCAUCUUCUAGUAGAAACAGAGCGAGCUUUUGCAGAGCUGAAGAAGAGAGGAUGUUCUCCUGAUAUUACCACAUUGAAUGCCAUGGUCUCAAUCUAUGGGAAAAGGCAAAUGGUUUCAAAAGUAGAUGAGAUACUCAAAUACAUGAGAGCCAGUGGUGUUACCCCAAGUUUGACAACCUACAAUAGUUUGAUUAACAUGUGCAGCAAGCUAGGAGACUGUGAGAGAAGUGAAAAAAUUCUUAAUGAAAUCAAGAUGAAAGUUGGACGACCUGAUCUUUAUUCUUAUAACACUGUCAUUUAUGCUUAUGGCAGGCAAGGCCGCAUGAAAGAUGCAUCAAGGAUAUUCACACAAUUGCAGGCUUCUGGUCUGAGGCCUGACAUUGUAACUUACAAUACCUUUGUUACAAGUUAUGUAGCCAACUCAAUGUUUGUAGAAGCUAUUGAUCUAGUUCGUUACAUGAUGAAGAGUGAUUGCAAACCAAACGAGAAUACCUACAAUUCUAUUAUAGAUGGGUACUGCAAGCAGGGUCAGAAGGAUGAAGCAUGUGCUUUCAUAUCCAAACUUCAGCAAAUUAGUGGAAUCUCUAAAGAUGAGCAACAAAGGUUAUUGGAAAGAAUUGCAAAACAUACUUCGUAAAUCUGGAGGAAAUAUAGGAUUGAACGAAGCAGAGUCAAUUUCUCUAAUGUUUCAGCAUUUGGAAAUCAAGAUGACCUAUCUCAGUUAUCUUCAACUUACUAGCUUCUUUAUUCCUGUGGAGAAUUUUUUGUGUAAUUAACCAAGUGCCGUUUUGUUCUAUGAAGAAUGAAUCCUGAAUCUAGGGCAUUUCCAGUGUUAAUACAAAGUCAUCCUCUGUAAGCUAUAUUUCUUACGUCUCUUUAUUAUUUGAGGCCAUUUUUAACACUCCUUACUCCAAGUUUGUAUACUGAAUGAUAUGGGUAUAUUGAAAUGUAAACUUUUCACAAACUACCAAUUUAGUGUUUUUUUUCCUUGUA